Molecule: messenger RNA, 1062 nt
Organism: Protopolystoma xenopodis
Lineage: Eukaryota; Metazoa; Platyhelminthes; Monogenea; Polystomatidea; Polystomatidae
Source: the annotation of a GenBank genome assembly
CUGUCGGUUCCUUUUUUUCUUAAAAUAUUUUUUUCGUUUUUAGAGAUAGGUUCUACUAUCCAUCGAAAUAUACCCGGAGCUGUCGCGGUUCUUCCCCCCCUCUCCCUCAGGCCUCUUUGUACUGAUGCCGGUACCGGCCUUCGCCGCGUUGUCCUUUCAUCUGCCGUUCGACACGUUGCUCUCUCUCCUGAUCUUCGCGUAACUACCGCAAAUUGCAAUAUUGAAUCAUCUUCACCCAAACAAUCCGGUCUACUGGCUAAAUGCAUCCCUCGGAUUACCCAGUCUUCUUCAAGGUCCCCUUCCAGCAUCUCGAUUAAUCAAACAUCGAAUGGCUUUUUGAAGAGCUUAGCCAAAGAAAGUUUUGCAGCUGAUUCGGAAAUUAAACCCACUGCACAGAGCUUAGUUAAUGCAUCUUCAGAAGCCUUAGUAACUUCAGUACCACCAUCCCUUUGCUCUACCUAUAACCUAGCGACUUCAUCAUCACCCCCUCCACCGCCUCAGCGACACUCUUCUCACCUAUCUCCACAGCACCCUGCUCCUCUAACCAUCCGCUUACCUGAAAAAAAUCAAUCUUUCUCUGAAACGAUGGUUACAUCAAAUGACACAGAUAAGCAGCAGUCACCCCAUUAUCUUAUAACUUUGGCAAAUGUUAAUUCUAAAUGUCCGACCUCAGAUUCCAUUUCAAUCCCGACCCUACCUAGCAAUUCUGGCAAUCCUGGGCCUAAACUUUGUAAAUAUGAUGCCACAGUUCCUUUAUCCCAUGCAUUGAAUCAUGAAGAAAAACUAGUUAGUGAGAAUACAAAUGGUGAACAAUAUUCAGGCUCCAAAAUAAGGGUUUUCCAACAUUUAGGCGUUAAUCAGGAAAUGCUUGGCCUUGAACUAAAUGGAGAUCAGUCUUCUGCGACACUUCUAACCUCCCAGAACCGUAGCAAGUAUGUGUUCUCUUUAUUUUAUGUUACUUCUUAUUUGUGCUUAUUAUGUCUUGUAAUAGUACAACUCAUGUUAUUCUUUAUCUCCUGCGCCUUCAAUAGUCGCAUUAUUACCUUUUAUUCAGAACUUUAG